Molecule: messenger RNA, 1954 nt
Organism: Drosophila innubila
Lineage: Eukaryota; Metazoa; Arthropoda; Insecta; Diptera; Drosophilidae
Product: alanine--glyoxylate aminotransferase 2-like
Exons: 4
Coding region: 215-1708 (497 amino acids)
Cellular component (GO): mitochondrion
Molecular function (GO): pyridoxal phosphate binding; transaminase activity
Source: RefSeq, a predicted model, not a curated record
UAAAAUAGCUCAACUCUCGCAUAGAAUUUGUCAUUCGGCGACAAUUUCUAAGCACCCAAAGACGUUAAAGACGUCUCGUGCCUUUGCCCAAGUCAAAGUAACAAGAAUAAUUUAAUUCAGUUCCCUAACAGUCCUUGACUAACAAAAGUGCGCGCGCUUAAAAUUAUAUAAAGUAAAGUAAAUUCAAGUACACAAUACAAAAUACAUAUACAAAAUGCCAUUCGCAAGUGAACAAAUGCAAUCGGUGGUUAGCCAGCAAUUGUCCAAAUCGGAAACCAUUAAGCUGCGCAACAAACAUAUUGGACAAGCCUGCCAACUCUUUUAUCGGUCUGAUCCAUUGAAAAUUGUCCGCGGACAGGGUCAGUACAUGUUUGAUGAAGAGGGCACACGCUAUCUGGACUGCAUUAAUAAUGUCGCGCAUGUGGGUCAUUGCCAUCCGGAGGUGGUGCGUGCUGGUGCCUUGCAGAUGGCCACCAUCUCGACGAACAAUCGCUUUCUCCACGAUGAGCUGGUGCAGUGUGCCAAGACAUUGACCAGCAAGAUGCCAUCACCGUUGUCCGUUUGUUUCUUUGUCAACUCUGGAUCGGAGGCCAAUGAUAUGGCCUUGCGCCUCGCACGCAACUAUACCAAGUGUCAGGAUGUAAUCACGCUGGACCAUGCAUACCAUGGACACUUGCAGUCCGUCAUGGAGAUCUCGCCGUAUAAGUUCAAUCAGCCCGGCGGCGAGAAGAAGCCGGAUUAUGUGCACGUGGCACCUUGUCCAGAUAUCUAUGGUGGCCAGUUCACGGAUAAGAUGUAUCCAAAUGCGGAUUUGGGGGCACUUUAUGCCCAGCCCAUUGCGGACAUCUGCGAGCGUCAGCAGGCCAAUGGACAGGGCGUGGCCGCCUUCAUUGCUGAGAGCCUGCAGAGUUGUGGUGGACAGAUUCUGCCACCAGCCGGCUACUUCCAGAGAGUAUAUGAUGCCGUGCACAAUGCUGGUGGUUUGUGCAUUGCCGAUGAGGUGCAGGUGGGAUUCGGUCGUGUGGGCAGCCACUAUUGGGCAUUCGAGACGCAGGGUGUUGUCCCGGACAUUGUGUGCGUGGCCAAGCCCAUGGGCAAUGGUCAUCCAGUUGGCGCAGUGGUCACAACACAAGAGAUUGCCCAGGCAUUCCAUGCAACAGGCGUGGCCUAUUUCAAUACGUAUGGCGGCAAUCCCGUGUCCUGUGCCAUUGCCAAUGCCGUGAUGCGCAUCAUCGACCAGGAGGGACUCCAGCAGAAUGCCCAUCAACUGGGUGAUUAUCUGUUGCGUGAGUGCAGCCAACUGAAGCAGGAGUUCGAUUGCAUUGGCGAUGUCCGUGGCCUGGGCUUGUUUGUGGGCAUUGAGCUGGUGAGCGAUCGGGAUGCACGGAUUCCGGACACCAAGGCCGCCCACUGGGUGGUCAAUCGGAUGAAGCAACUGCACAAGGUGCUCGUCUCCAGCGAUGGACCCAACAACAAUGUCAUCAAGCUAAAGCCACCCAUGUGCUUCAACCAUGAGAAUGCCGAUGAGUUUCUGCUCGCAUUCCGCGAAUGCCUCACCACCCUCACCCAGGAUCAAUUGCAGUCACGUGCCGCCGAAGCGUCAACUGCUGCACUUACCACAAAUGGCGUCAUUGCCACCGCGGCAGAUACCUUGGCGAACAAGACGAAAAUGUUCGAGAGGCAGGAUCGUCUGAUUAAGUCCGUUUGAGUGCGGCAUUCAUCAUCCACUUCCGUAUCCUAGUUACCACACAAACACCAACACAAGCACACACAAAGAUAUUUAUAUUUACCCAUGUAAAAUGUUAAUUUUUUUUUCUAGACUUAGUCCUAAUUUUAGCAACAUCUAUAUAUAACAUAUAUUUUUUUUAGUUCUACCAGCUUCUAGUAUCUAGAAAUGUAGGCACAAAUUUAUAUACAUACAUUGCAUGAUAAUUAUUAUUAUUAAUAUAAAAUA